Molecule: messenger RNA, 1242 nt
Organism: Symbiodinium natans
Lineage: Eukaryota; Dinophyceae; Suessiales; Symbiodiniaceae
Source: the annotation of a GenBank genome assembly
AUGCUCUUCGUCAACAAGUACAAGGACGUGCCGUACAAAGUCCUCAACUUCCUGGGGGCCCAGAUCAACUACGGCGGUCGCGUCACCGAUGACAAAGACAAGCUGCUCAUCUCCACGAUCCUGGCCACGUACAUCUGCCCAGAAGCCGUCGACGGACGGGAGCAGUACAAGUACUCUGCCAGCGGCCUGUACUUUGCCCCCUCCUCGGACACCGUCGAGGACUUUGUCGAACACAUCCGAAGCUUGCCGCUGUACCCGAUGCCCGAAGCUUUCGGCCUGCAUGACAACUGUAACAUCACCUGUGCCCAGGACGAGGCUUUCAAGCUCCUCCUGGGCAUGCAGAGCAUGGUCUCCUCCGGAGGGGGCGGCGGGGACGGCAAGUCCGCCGACGAUGUCAUGGACGCCACUGCGGCAUCGGUCCAGGACAAGCUGCCGAAGCCGUUCCCGCUGGAUGUCUGUGAGCAGAAGUUCCCUACCAGGUAUGAGGAAUCCAUGAACACUGUCGUCAAGCAGGAGUGCCUCCGCUACAACAAGCUGCUCACCACCAUGGACAGCUCGCUCAAGGCAUUCCGUCAGGCCAUCAAGGGCCUGAUCGUGAUGACUGCCGAGCUGGAGGAGCUGGGUAAGUCCAUCUUCAUCAAUGAGGUGCCCGAGAUGUGGUCCAAGAAAGGGCCGCUGUCGUUGAAGCCAUUGAGCAGUUGGUUUCCUGACAUCCUCGCGCGGGUGGCCUUCUUCCAGAACUGGAACGAUUUGGGUCGUACGCCGCCCGUGCACUGGAUCAGCGGAAUCUUCUUCCCUCAGGCCUUCUUCACCGGUGCCAUGCAGAACUAUGCUCGCAAGCACGGCGAAGAGAUCGACCUUUUGUCCUUCUCCCAGAAGGUCAUGGACAACAUUGUCAAUCCGAAAAGGGAGCUCAUCGUUCCUCCAGAGGAUGGCGUCUACAUCUACGGCCUCUUUAUGGAAGGAGCGCGCUGGGACAAUAGCACCCACAUGGUGCAAGAGUCGGAGCCCAAAGUGCUCUUCACCGAGCUGCCCUCCUUGUGGUUCUUACCGGUGAAGGAUCGCAAGCCGAAUCCGAAGGAUUACCGAUGCCCGACCUACAAGGUCCUUUCUCGCAAAGGGACGCUGCUCACCACCGGGCACUCGACGAACUUUGUGCUCUACCUGGAGCUACCCACAGAUAAGGCCGUGGCGAAGUGGAUCAAAGCGGGCGUUGCAUCCUUCCUCGCCUUGAAGCAUUAA